Messenger RNA from Serpula lacrymans var. lacrymans S7.9, 476 nucleotides. RefSeq lists its product as uncharacterized. The record is from RefSeq and is a predicted model, not a curated record. Lineage: Eukaryota; Fungi; Basidiomycota; Agaricomycetes; Boletales; Serpulaceae. The transcript has a single exon. The coding region runs from base 91 to 276 and encodes 61 amino acids.
GACGCCGCUCUUUCUCUUCUUCGCUCUACAGCGCUCCUUGAGAGAUUUUACUGGGGUUGCCUUCAAGGCAUAAUUCAGCGAGCUUUCGGUAUGGCCACACAUGAGAGAGCUAGGCCCGGGGCUGAAAUAUUCCAACUCAACAUUCCUAACGACUCGGUGGAACUCAGUUUCGGAAGGGACGGUCCACGAAUAGGCUACCUUCACUUCACUAUACAAUUUCCAACGACGUUCUGUUCUCUUUCAGUCAGCAUGGAGAAGAAAAAUGAGCAAAGGUGAUGACGUUUGAUGGCAGUGCGUCCAUCUUCGCCACUCCGCGACCCGACGCAAAGCGAGAAAAGGCACUCGAGGAAAUGAUUGAAGGGGCCCCCGGUCAUCACGAAGCGGUGUGAGGAGUGAGACGAUCCAGAAUUUCAACAUGAGAUUUGUGCACUCGGUCGGAAUUUAUCUGGAGACACGCGAUAUGUAUCAGGACUCGG